This is a messenger RNA of Didymodactylos carnosus, 600 nucleotides long. The record is from the annotation of a GenBank genome assembly. Lineage: Eukaryota; Metazoa; Rotifera; Eurotatoria; Philodinida; Philodinidae.
AUGGAAAAGAACAAUAGUACUGAUGCUAGUUUAUCUUUGUAUCUACUGAAACCAUUCUUCAAAGGCGAUUCGUUAGCCAAUGAAUUUGGCUUCGUUAAUUAUUAUCAUUCAAAUAAAAUUAAUCGCAUUCUUCACGUUGUCGCAUUGCCGUUUCUCGUCAUCGCUGUAUUAAUGUUCGCUCAGCUCAUCGAUCAUUUAUUACCAAAGUCUUUACCACUCAAAUUCUCAUUUGUAUUCGCAGUUCUCUAUUGUAUAUUAUUUUUUCUCUACGAUAGACGUGUUGGUAUCGCUUACACGGUUCUAUUUGGUUUUCUCUGGUGGCCAACAAUUACGUUCGCUGGUCAUCUAUCGUUUUUACAUUCACUAGUCUACGCCGUGUUUAUAUUAUUAUUCGCUCAACUCGUUCAAUUUAUUGGACACAUUGGAUUUCAACUUCAGUCACCAGCAUUUCGAUUUUUCGAAGCCACUGUCACAACACCCGCAUUUCUCAUGCUGCACAUGUUGAAUGGUUUAACCGGAUAUAAAGAAGAUUUUUUUAAAGAAAUUCGUAAAGAAACUCAGCAAUGGAAAGAACAAUUAGACGAUGAUAAAGAAAAAUAA